Molecule: messenger RNA, 2525 nt
Organism: Wyeomyia smithii (pitcher-plant mosquito)
Lineage: Eukaryota; Metazoa; Arthropoda; Insecta; Diptera; Culicidae
Product: zinc finger protein 271-like
Exons: 8
Coding region: 962-2299 (445 amino acids)
Biological process (GO): regulation of transcription by RNA polymerase II
Cellular component (GO): nucleus
Molecular function (GO): DNA-binding transcription factor activity, RNA polymerase II-specific; zinc ion binding; RNA polymerase II cis-regulatory region sequence-specific DNA binding
Source: RefSeq, a predicted model, not a curated record
UAUUAUCCUUUUUUUUUUAACAAAGCGCGCCGAAAUCGUCGUAAUACAGUUUCUAUGGCGACGAUUCGGCGCGUUUUGUUUUAAAAGAAACAUACAAUAUAAAUAAACAUUUCAAAACAUUGUUCUGGUUGUAUUGGACACGGCUUAAGACAUGAAAAAACAGUGUCAUAGUUGUCAUCCUCUUGGCUUAUAGUUAUUAUGUUGUUUUUAAAACUUGUUUUCUAUACACACCUCUUCCAAGGAAAUCCCUCGAUACGGCUGUUCUGUGUCCCAACUAUUUUGAGUUUCUACAACAUCCAUCUCCUGCUCCUGGAUCCAUUCUUCAUCCGUUGAAGGCUGAGUCGGCAGUAGUCACGUUCGUUCAACUCGAGGAAUGUUUCUAGAUCAAAAAUUUCUUCAUCCCCUGUAAGAAUGAUAUAUAUGAUACAAUUAGAUUGUAACAUAACAAAAACAUCUAUGAUGUCCUUGAACAUACAUGUAUAAUCAUCGUCAAUAGUCGCGGUUAUAACAACGUCUUGAUAUAUAUUUUGUUGUGCAAUUGUAUGGUGACCAGAAGGAAAAAGUUGCAUGUGUGAAACAAUUUUCGAUGUUGAAAAAGUCCACCCGUGUUGUAGUUUCCAACUCUAAAUUGGCAAAUUUUUCGUACAGCAGCACAAACGCGAUAAAAGUCAAUGGCGAUAAUGACCAAAACAAAAGUGACAGCUACCUCUGGUAUUAUACGCACACCAUUGCAACUGCUCGGAAAGUGUUUUUUUUUAAGCUGCAAAGCGUAGUCCGGGACGGGAUAGUCCUGCCGUAAAAACGAAUUCGACAUUGAUAUCCAAUCGAAAACCAAGCAAAUAAUAUCCAAUCGAAAACCAAGCAAAAAUAUCACAGUAACCAUUGCAAAAAUCAGCAUAAUUAAUAAUUUUUAGUUAUGUGUACUUGAAAUUUGCGUUUUUGGUUUAUCAUUUAAUUGAACAUGGAAAACUCGUACAUUGUUAUGCCCGACUGUUGCCGAUGCUGUUUUGUUGAGGAAAGUGACAUGAUUUAUGUAUUCGAUAUUCUGGAUGAAUUUAACAGUAAAAUAUCCGAUUUGAUUGCCGACUGUGGCGGAAUUUCAAUAUCAGUUAGUGACAAAUAUUCUAAGAGUAUAUGCGGUGAUUGCCUCAACCAUUUGGCUAACGCUGUCCGUUUCCGGCGACAAUGCCAGAGAACACAGAAGAUUUUUCAAGAUGCCAACGAUGAAUCAAAGAUGCUGCUGGAUGCUGAACAGAAAAGGACACUGGAUUUAACACAGGAAGAAAUGAAAGACGAGCCAAAUGGAGAACAUGAAUCUGUAAUUCAAUAUAUCAUAGCAGAAUCUCCUGACGACCCCGAAUUGCAGGAAUUUGAUUACGACAAUUUAAUCAGCAGUCAAAAUAGCGAGUUUGAAGAGGUAGAAAUUAAUCAAUUGUCUUAUAAAUCAAGCACUUUGAUCGAUUUCGAUCUGGUAUCCCAAAAUAUUGAGCUUGAACCAACGCUUUCCUCUGAUGCACUGAAACUAAGUUACAUAUGCCCACAAUGUGGGGCAGGAUUUGCGCUGCAGAAAAACCUUACCAAACACAUAGCCAUUCAUGAGAAGUCUAUUUGUGAUGUGUGCUUAGCAGUUUUUGAAAGCAAGGAGGACCUCGAAAAACACAAAUCGACACACCAGUGUUCCAGUCAAACCGAGAUGCGCUGCUCUGGAGAACUAAUAGGGGAUCACUUGGAAGAACGCUGUAAUAUCAAAAAUCGACAUUCCUGCGCAUAUUGCCAGAAGCUGUUUGCAUCCAAAUCAGCCCUUGCAGCGCACGUUCGAGUGCACACUCAGGAACGGCCUUUUCCCUGCAGCUAUUGUUCGAAACGAUUCCGUACAGUGGGUGGUCAAGAACUGCACGAAAGACGUCACAGCGGGGUUAAACCGUACCACUGUGAUAUAUGUGGCAGGGGAUUUGCUGAGAGCAGCAAUUUGAAGGUUCAUCGUCGCACUCAUACCAGAGAAAAACCACAUGUAUGUACCGUUUGUAAUCGUGCCUUCGCAAGAGUAUUUUUGCUUAAAAGCCACCAGCGUAUUCAUACAGGGGAACGUCCAUUUUCCUGUCCAGAGUGUGGCAAAUCAUUUCGACAGCAGGGGGAUUUAAGUACCCACCGGCGCAUCCACACCGGUGAUCGGCCGUACCGGUGCGAGGUUUGUAAUAAAGGAUUUAUAAAAAGCAGUGGUUACACACAGCAUAAGAAAAGGCACGAAAAGCAGUUGCAGAAGUUCACCUCCGUUGCAGUUUUUGUAGGACGAUGUUGAGGAUCUGAUCGACUAUGAAUAUGGAAUUGAGGUAGAACCGGGAAACUGAAGUUAACCGAUUUUUUAUGUUAACAAUGUAAUCGAAUCAGACUGAAUUCGGUAUGUUCUAGUCAAUGAUAAGCAUACCUUUAACUGUUAUCGCGGUACGAAUAUGCAUAUUACUGUAAACGAAUAAAAAUCAAAGAAUAUACCGGUAAAAACAUAUCGUGAUGUUUUGUACACAACA